UCCUCGCCCCCUCCACUCCCCCUCGGGGCCUUGCACUCAGACUACGGGAUGAGAGCCCUCGUUUGGUGAGGGAGGGCUUUUGUUAGCAAUCACAGUUCAUGUUGGAGUUGCCAAGGAGGACCAAGUCGGAAUUCCACCGCCUUUCAACUCCAACUGUAGUGGACCUCAGUAGUCCGCAAAAACAUGGAAAACUACUUUCUAAGAUGGAUUCUAAAACUCUGCAUGCUCUGCACUGUGUUAGGUGAGGAAUGCUCCCUGGAGCUGAAACCAUCCAGGGUAGUGGUGGGGUUUGGGGAGCCUGUAACGGUCAGCUGUGAGGCCUCUCGCCCAGUACGUGUCCUGGGCUGGGAGUCUGCCAUUGGGGCAGCACAUACCCAACAAGACCGCUCGGUCCAAUGGAAGGUGGACAGUCUUAUCGACUGGAUCGAGGAGCCUAUCUGCUAUGGAGUCUUCUUCACUGCACCCAGACAGUGUGAGGAGAAACUCAACCUUAUUCUAUACAAGACACCAGACUCGGUCACCAUAAGCUCAGCCAAUCACACUGGUCCCAUGGUGGAGGGGACAGAGUACCAGCUACUCUGCGAUGUCCAGAACAUUGCACCAGUUCAGUACCUCACCCUGAAGUGGUACAGGGGGAAGACGGAAGUUUACAACCACUCCUUCUCUGACCUGACCCCUGUCACCCCUGUCCAAGUAUCCUCCAUCCUUCUUAUCGCCCCGACCCAAGCCGACGACGGCGCCCAGUACAGGUGUGUGGCUCAGCUGGAAAUGGGACCGGAAGGACCACAGCCUUCUCCCUCUGUGACAUCAGAGCCUCUCAAUGUGUCUGUGCACUACCCGCCAUCCUUCCUCAGCCCUGACACUGAGACCGUGGACAUGGGAUUGGGGUACGAAAUCACAUUAAACUGCACGGCCACUGGAAACCCUACUCCUUUGUACAGCUGGGCGUCUUCAGCUCCCCAAGAAAAGAUGGAAGACCAGCCCGUUCUCACCUCCUCCUACUUCCUUCCAGGAACCUACACCUGCAUUGCCUCUAAUAAGAUGGGCAAGAAGAGUAAGCAGUUCAUCAUCAAGACUAAGUCUAAAGGUAUGUAAAGGGAGCUACAAAGGGCUAUACUAGAGGUGUGUGAGCGUCAUCAUUAUCCAGACAGACCACUGCACAUAAAAAAGACUUUGGUCAUCUAAUAGGUUAUAGUAGUAUAUUAUUGUGUAAUGAUUGAUUCUUGUUAUUGCAACAUGACGUAUACUUUGAUGUGUUUACAUAGUUUUGUAGAGUAUACAGUUCACUUUCAGUGCGGAAAACUGUAGAAAGCAAGGUGUGAAUAGCUAUCCAUUAACUUUAUUUUGGAAAUCUCCAUUGUUGUCGGUGUCUUUUCUUUUUUUACGUGUGAUAAAAACACUAAUAAAAUGACAAAUGUA
This is a messenger RNA of Esox lucius (northern pike), 1419 nucleotides long. RefSeq names its product hemicentin-2-like. Lineage: Eukaryota; Metazoa; Chordata; Actinopteri; Esociformes; Esocidae. The transcript is spliced from 6 exons. Gene Ontology annotation, biological process: cell adhesion. The coding region runs from base 184 to 1095 and encodes 303 amino acids. The record is from RefSeq and is a predicted model, not a curated record. Gene Ontology annotation, molecular function: integrin binding.